AUGUAUCUUUUCUUCUUGUCUCUCUUUCUAUAUAAUAUUAACUUCGUUUCACCAAUUGUUUAUUCUUGCAAUUGUAAUGCUGAAUGUGGAUGUUCAAAAACUGAUGCUACAUUAAAUAAAAUUGUUGGUGGUGAAUCAGCAGUUGACUCAAGUUGGGGAUGGGCUGUAUCAUUACAAAAGAAUGGUGAACACUUUUGUGGUGGUGCAAUUAUUUCACCAUUAUAUAUAAUUACAGCUGCUCAUUGUGUGCCAGAUCCUUCCGAGAUAAUCCGAGUUACAAGAGUAGUUGCAGGCAUAGAUAAAUUGUUUCAAUCAACAUCGUCAACUUCUCAAGUACGUUCUAUUGCAAGGGUUUUUUCGCAUCCGAACUACAAUAUUGCUUCGUACGCCAAUGAUAUUGCUGUUUUACAACUUGAUCGACCAUUGGAUAUUUCUUAUGAAAGAGGUACUGCUCGACUAUGUUUACCUCAUGUUGUUUCAACGAGUAUAAGUAAUGACUUUCCUGUUCCUGACUCAGCACUGGUAGCAGUUGGAUGGGGUACACUGGCAUCUGGGGAAAUAUCGAUACCGAAUGAUCGACACCUUCAACAAGUAACAUUGAAAGCAAUGUCUGCAAACCAUCGAAUGUGCAUAUCUACGAUUAAUAAUCGACAAAUUCAGUUUUGUGCUGCUGUGGAAGGCGGUGGAAAAGAUACAUGUCAAGGUGAUUCUGGUGGUCCUUUAAUGCAUUUUGAUUCAAAUAAACGUCAAUGGAUGUUAGCUGGUGUCACUAGUUAUGGAAGAGGCUGUGGUGAGCCUAACUAUGCUGGUGUUUAUACACGUGUUUCUGUCUAUCGUGACUGGCUUCGAUCAGUUGUCAAGGAUAAUUUUAUUGAAUUAGCAGUUGGUGAUAGUACUACUACUACUAAACGACCAAAUAAUGGUGCUAGUUGUGAUUUGAUAAACUCACGUAAAAGUAUAAUAUCACUCCAUUGCUCAUUUACACUAUUGCUUUACGUAGUUACUCGAAGCUAG
Rotaria sp. Silwood2 is the source of this 1014-nucleotide messenger RNA. NCBI's taxonomy places the organism in Eukaryota, Metazoa, Rotifera, Eurotatoria, Philodinida, Philodinidae. The record is from the annotation of a GenBank genome assembly.